UUUCUAUUGUCUAUUCAAUAAAAAUAUUUUCAUUAGUUAUUAUUAAGUAGAUAAAAAUUUGAAGCACCUGCGAAUAAUUAAUUAUUUAUAACUGAUAAAGGUUUACGAGUUAUAUUUAUGUAUAUAUAUUGGAGUCGGACAGCAACUUAGAAUUCCAGUUUUUGUUACGGUAAAAUCGUGAACAAAUAACGUUAGUAAAAUAGCCGUUUUAUAGUCUUCGAGUCGUUAAUUUCGCGUGGGUGUAGAAUUUGUUAAAUCGUUUGUAGUUUGGUCGAAAUGAUCCCGAUCAGCGCCGCGUUUUUCGCGCUAGCAGCCCUAAAAGUGGCUGUUUGCUUAGACAACGGCCUCGCCAGGACUCCUCCGAUGGGCUGGAUGCACUGGCAGCGUUUCCGGUGCCUCGUCGACUGCGACAUCUACCCCGACGAAUGCAUAAGUGAAAAAUUAUUCCGCGCCAUGGCCGACCACAUGGUCUCCGAUGGUUACCUAGCGGCUGGUUACGAGUACGUCAUGAUCGACGAUUGCUGGGCUGAUAAGGAGCGAGACGCGAAGGGCAGGCUCCAGCCCGACCCCGAUCGGUUCCCCAGCGGCAUAAAAAAUCUCUCCGAUUACAUUCACGGUAAAGGGUUGAAAUUCGGCAUGUACGCCGACUACGGGCUGCGCACUUGCGCCGGGUACCCCGGCAGCUUGCUCUAUCUCGAACGGGACGCCGACACCUUCGCCGAAUGGGAGGUGGACUACCUGAAGUUCGAUGGGUGCUACUCGGACUGGCAGUUCAUCGACAAAGGGUACAUUCAGAUGGGGAAAUACUUGAACGCCACUGGACGACCGAUUGUCUAUUCCUGCAGUUGGCCCGCUUACCAGGAACCCAACGGGAUGCAGUCGAAUUACACGAGCCUGGCGGAAACGUGCAAUCUCUGGAGGAACUGGGACGACAUCGACGAUGGAUGGAACAAUGUUACAGAAAUCCUGGACUGGUUCAGCUCUAAUCAGGACAGACUAGCCCCGUUCUCGGCACCCGGGCAUUGGAACGACCCCGACAUGCUCAUAAUCGGAAAUUACGGAUUGAGCUUGGAGCAGAGCAAAGCUCAAAUGGCCAUUUGGUCCAUAAUGGCGGCCCCGCUUAUCAUGUCCGUGGAUUUGAGGACCAUUCGGCCGGAGUUCCGUGAUAUUCUGCUAAACCGGGACGUCAUAGCCGUGAAUCAAGACCCGUUGGGCGUCAUGGGCAAAUUAAUUCUAAAACGAAAGAACAUCGACAUUUGGACUAAGCCUUUGAGCGAUACUGCCGAUGGGAGAAGUCGAGUGGCUAUCGGCCUGAUGAGUCACAGGGUCGACGGGUACCCUUACAGGAUCGGCUUCACGCUGGGUGAAUUGAACAUCACCAGUCCCCGCGGUUUCAAUUUGAAGGAUUUGUUCGACGAAAACCUGAAACACCCCGUAUAUUCUGACAGCGAGAAGAUCUACGUGAGAGUCAAACCGACAGGUGGUACUUUAUUAGUGGCAACUUCACUGAAGUAAUCUUUUAAUUAGUUUCGUAAUUAAUAUUUUUUGUAACAAUUUUUUUAAAUAAAAACGACCUUUUGAUAACAAAUACUUUUAAUAGAUCCUAUAAUGAACUACACAAAAUAAAUAUGUUAUAAUACACUGGUAUAUUUUUUCUAAAUAUAAAGCUAUCAAUUAAAAUAAAAUUGCACCUUUAUUCGUAAUUAGAAUAAAAUAAAAUUCAUCCGUCCUUCGCAUUGUCUAACAACUUUGGCAAAUGGGAGAAUUUGCAAAUUACAAAUCGAAUUGACUUAAUAGAAUUAUUAAUAACAAACUGUGCUUAAUUUAUAAAUUUGUCAAUGGCGAUGAAAAUUUCUUAAUAUGAAAGUUUCGAACUUUCACCAAAUUACAGGCACUUUUUAAUAGAAAUUGAGCUUCCUACAAUAUUUACUUCUCCAUUAAGUUGGGCUUAUACAUAAUACAUUUUUUCCAUCACAAAAUUUCAUUCUCCAUUAUGCGCCCAAAAAAUGUAUUAGCUACAAUUUGAAUACCAUCCGAACCUCUAAAUAAAUACUAACAAGUAUACGAUUAAAAUUUAAGCAAAUACUAGGAAUAUCCGUUGAUCGCGAUUGGUACCCGCUCGUAGAACCUCCUGUGCUUCUCGUCGACUCUGCUCAAAUAAUAAGUACCCGGAAAGAAGCUCUCGAUGCUGCUCACAGGCUCGUAGGGCGCUCGGUGACAGGUCUCUUGUCUCAAUUCCAAGUUCUGCUCAAACUUCAAGGGAGCCACUUUCUGUCGAUUGUCCAAGUUUCUCUGUACGCCCGUCAAGUUCGAGAGUAUUUUAACCAGGGCGUCGUUAUUCUUGACUGUUAUGGAGUACAUGGAAGAGGCCAAUCCGGAGCCGUACGAAAACAAAGCGAUUUUGUUGCCGGUCAAUUCUUGCAAAGUUUUAGAUUGCAGUAACGAAAUAAGUCCUCCGUAUAACGAAGCCGUGUACAUAUUUCCUACUUGAGCCGCUACUAGUAGAGACGGUUUGGUCUUGUCUACGAACUGUUGCUUGCUCACUUCAACGAACGCCUUUUCCACAUCCCUGUCGAAAUAGGUGUCUUCUAAUUUGAUUUUUCGGUACUUCUCAAGAUCGGAAUUCUGGUUCGGUUUGUCUAAAUAGUCUAUCAGAGCCAUUCUGGCUACGCUCUUUUGCACGAGCUUGCAGUACGGCGAGUGGAACAGCACCGCGUCGAAACUGUCCAAAUUAACGUCGAUCUUCUGCUUAUCGGCCACCUUUUUCUUGUACAACUUGUAGCACUCGUCCAAGGCUUUCAGAUAGCAUUGUAUGGAUAAUUUGCCGUCCACCACCGGAUACUCGGAGGUCAGAUCGGGCUUGUAGAAAUCGUAACAGUGCGUAAAGUAGGAGGAACGUACCCCUCUGUCGAUCACCAAGGGAGCGUUCGGUCCGAUCAGCAUCGCUACGGCUCCGGCCCCUCCGGUGGGUCGAGCGGAGCCUUUGGCGUACACCGCUAUGUCGGCGGCGACUGCCAGGGCGUACCGGCCGUCCCACGACGAGGAUUCCACCCAGUUCAAGGAGUUGACGAGGGCCGCGGUGCCCCCGUAACACGCGUUCGUCGUGUCGAUGCCUUCUAGAUCGGUCACCCCGUAUGACUCGAAGAGUUGGGUCAGCACGGAUUUGACGCUCUUGGAUUUGUCGAGGAUGGUUUCGGUGCCUACCUCGAGGCGGCCUACCUCGCGGGGGUCGAUUUUGUAGUUUUCCAGCAGUCGCUGGACCACCGUGAGGCAGAAGGAAUUUAUGUCCUCUCUGUCGGUGCAGAAGCCCAUCUUCUGCUGGCCCAGGCCGAUGGUGUAUUUGCCGCUGGAGACGCCGUCGUGCGCCUCGAGGUCCGUUUGGUCCACGUACAUCGAGGGCACGUAGAGUUCCAGGGCUAGAAUGCCGACGUCUUUCGGCCAGGAAUCCAUUGUGAACCGCACCACAGUAUUUGCUAUAUCGUCUGACUCACGUUAACUGGAACUCGCUAAUAUUUACUUUACUGACUGCAUUGCUUUUUGGAAUUCUCGUUAAAUAAUUUCACUGUACCACCACUCUCUGGACAUCUCCAAUUAAAAUUUAAACAUCCUUCCCAAUUCCCAUCGAACCAUCCUCCAAUAGUUAACCUCAAU
This is a messenger RNA of Phyllotreta striolata, 3651 nucleotides long. The record is from the annotation of a GenBank genome assembly. NCBI's taxonomy places the organism in Eukaryota, Metazoa, Arthropoda, Insecta, Coleoptera, Chrysomelidae.